This is a messenger RNA of Caenorhabditis sp. 36 PRJEB53466, 1043 nucleotides long. Lineage: Eukaryota; Metazoa; Nematoda; Chromadorea; Rhabditida; Rhabditidae. The record is from the annotation of a GenBank genome assembly.
AUGGGAAACGUGUUCGGCAAUUUAUUCAAAGGCCUCUUCGGCAAGAAGGAAAUGCGCAUUUUGAUGGUCGGAUUGGAUGCGGCCGGAAAGACGACAAUCCUGUACAAGCUGAAGCUCGGAGAGAUUGUCACUACGAUCCCAACCAUCGGUGAGUUAUUCGAAUGAUUGCGAAAUACGGACGGAGAAACCGCUCUCGGAAUAUAAAAUGCAUUGAUUUUUCGGUUGUCAUUUUUCUUACUCGAGUUUUUAGGAUUCAACGUCGAAACUGUCGAAUACAAGAACAUCUCGUUCACUGUCUGGGAUGUCGGAGGUCAGGACAAGAUCCGUCCGCUGUGGAGGCAUUACUUCCAGAACACGCAAGGUCAGCCGUCCUUCUUUCUGUCGUCGACGGUUUGCAGAUGGGCUUAUCACCCGUCUCUAGACCCUCUUAUCAUCCUUCUCAACCUCUUUGAUUUCCCUUUUCAAUCUUUUCAAUCGCCUUCUUACAGGUCUCAUCUUCGUCGUCGAUUCAAACGAUCGUGAGCGUGUCGGAGAGGCUCGCGAAGAGCUGAUGCGAAUGCUCGCAGAGGAUGAGCUCCGUGACGCUGUUCUCCUCGUGUUCGCUAACAAGCAGGAUCUGCCACAGGCCAUGAACGCCGCGGAAGUGACCGACAAGCUCGGCCUCCACUCACUGAGAAACAGAUCGUGGUACAUUCAGGUAAGGAAUUGUAGAACAAAUGCGAUCCUGAAGGGGUAAAGAAUCAUAGACGGCGCAUAGCGGAGAAAGAAUGAAAGAGUGCCUCUCCAAAAAAGGAAAUGAGCCACAUUUUAUGAGUCAUUUGAUGGGAUUGCACCGUAUGAGACGCCGGCAGAUGCUUUGAAGGGCGGCCGCUUCAUUCUUGAGAUAAUUGGGUUCUGUUGAAAUGAAUGAUUUGUACAGCUGGCACCUUGAUUUUUAGUUUUCUUGCUUCAAUGUUAUUCUUCAGGCAACGUGCGCCACCUCGGGAGACGGACUGUACGAGGGACUCGAUUGGCUCAGCAACCAACUCAAGAACCGAUCUUAA